Oncorhynchus masou masou (cherry salmon) is the source of this 1989-nucleotide messenger RNA. RefSeq names its product transcription factor Atoh1-like. Gene Ontology annotation, biological process: sensory organ development; axon development; positive regulation of transcription by RNA polymerase II. The coding region runs from base 287 to 1096 and encodes 269 amino acids. Gene Ontology annotation, molecular function: E-box binding; DNA-binding transcription factor activity, RNA polymerase II-specific; protein dimerization activity. The transcript has a single exon. Lineage: Eukaryota; Metazoa; Chordata; Actinopteri; Salmoniformes; Salmonidae. Gene Ontology annotation, cellular component: nucleus. The record is from RefSeq and is a predicted model, not a curated record.
AGCCAGGAUCCGGAGGUGACAGCCAGGAGAUUGUCACAAGUGAGUCAACUCUUAGCGCCGUCCUUGGAGUUUGGAGACACAUUUGCAGCGCUGUCCAAACCUGGUUUUGGUGGAAUUCUUUAGAUUUCACCUUUUUUUGGGGGUCUCUGAAUUUCCUCAUAAUUCUCCAACUGACUUUUACCGCUGUCCUUGAAUAUUCAAGAGACGUUCCACUGCUGUGCAAAUAAAUAUUAGUUAUCCAAGUUAACGCGAAAUAACUCACAAAAGCUCCCCAACCGAAUCGUGGAUGUCUGUAGCGGUUAUGACAGCUAAACCCGAACUGUCCGGCUGGCCAGACUUCUCAGCUGAGGACUUCCCCCCGUUAGAACAGUCGAAACUGGGACAUCUCGGAUCCAGAACCUGGGUAAAAUCUGCAGGAGGAGGGCAGUCUCCAUACUCACCAAGAGAUACGGGCCAUUACGCACACAGCGGCUCCAUGGAUCUCUCACUGGAGAAACUCAUGUCGGUGAGUAAACUAGCGGACAGUGGUGUCAGGAUAGAGAUGGACUUGGAUACAGUACAGGCGGACCAGGGAGAAGGAGGUAACCGGAAGCAGAAACGCCGGCGCGUCGCAGCUAACGCCCGGGAGAGGCGAAGGAUGCACGGGCUGAACAAGGCGUUUGACACGUUGCGGAGCGUGAUCCCGUCCAACAAUAAUAAAUUGUCCAAGUAUGAUACUCUCCAGAUGGCUCAGAUCUACAUCCAGGAGCUUUCGGAGCUGCUCACCGGGGUGGUGAAGCCAGAGGGCCGGGGAGGGUCGCGGAGUGAAUGCACCUCUCCGCUGGGGUCUUUCUCUCCAGAGCCCCGGGAGUGCGGUGGCAGGAUGACUGGGAUCAGCUCAAGCCUGCAGGACUCCACCUCCCCGCUGCCUCAGAACAGGAGACUGAUCGGAGAUCAGGAGAACACUGGCCCCGUCGGUCACCUCAUCAUUCUGUCUGCGCCUAAAUCUGAUCUAGGAUCGGGGAAUAAGAGGGUCUCUAACACAUCUAACGGGAGUGAUGGAGAGUCGUCGCAUUACAGUGAUUUUGAGGACGGGCAGGCCGGCAGACAGUGCUAAUUUUGAAGACUGAACGACACAACAGGAACUCUUAUGGGAGACGUUUUAAUUUGGAUUGUUUAAUAUUUGAUAUAAACUGUCUGUGUUUUCGAAUACAUAAUUACGGACACCAAAUGGUUUAGCUUGAGACAGUAGUCUAUGCCUACUCUCCACUACAUUUAGUCAAUAACACAUUGGUCUCAUCUUGCCAUAUGUAUUAGAUAUGGACACCAGGGUUGGGGUCAAUUCCAUGUUCAAUUCCCGUCAGUUCAAGAAGUACACUGAAAUUAAAAUUAAAAUCUCUUCAAUGGCUUGACAAAUGGGCAAAAAUUGGAAUCUGAAUGUAUCCUAAACUCUGCUUGUCGGCCAUCUUGAAAAGUUCUGGGUUAGAUUGAGAUGGUAUUCUAGCCUACAUUUAGACACGAACUUGAAUAUCCCAGUGAGCAAAAGAUGUCCCUUUUUAUUAAAAAACAAAAACAAAUUGCAGUUAUAAAACUGCAGUAAAAGGUGGUGUUUUGGGAGGCAGUAGUUGAAGACAAACUGCAGUUUAACUACACUUAUUAUUAUUUCAAAUAAGGGUUUGAAAAUGAGUCUUCUACUCAUAGGGACGUUUCAUCAUGCCAUAUUUAUUUUUAAAUAUCGCCACUGAUAACUAAAGAAAGAGGUAGCCCACUGUGUGAUAUUGUAGACUUUAUUACGUAUUUAAACAAGGCCUUGUAGUAUGACUUCUCAUAGGGGUUUUCUUUCCUUCCUUGCACUUUAUUGACUGAAUAAGUCUGGAACAUUUGGUUUCAAUGUCUGGCUGCAUUUAUAUCUUCUUUUUUUUUAAACAUAACUACUUUCUGUAUUGUUAUUUUGUAUUCUUGCAAUAUUCGUUUUUGAUGGAAUAAAUAAAGUUUAGUAUUUGGUAGAUA